Molecule: messenger RNA, 1758 nt
Organism: Tripterygium wilfordii
Lineage: Eukaryota; Viridiplantae; Streptophyta; Magnoliopsida; Celastrales; Celastraceae
Product: endo-1,4-beta-xylanase 5-like
Exons: 7
Coding region: 1-1758 (585 amino acids)
Biological process (GO): carbohydrate metabolic process
Molecular function (GO): hydrolase activity, hydrolyzing O-glycosyl compounds
Source: RefSeq, a predicted model, not a curated record
AUGGAAGGGUGGUCUUCUUCUACAAUGAAUAUUUUCGAGAGAAAAAACCCUCUGCUUGUGCUUCCAUUGUUGUGUAUUCUUCUCUUCGCAGGAAUUAAAGCCAAAGCUUUACCAUAUGAUUAUACGGCCAGCAUUGAGUGUCUAGAGAAGCCUCACAAACCUCAAUAUGGUGGAGGUGUUAUCAUAAACCCAGAGCUGAACCAAGGGUUGAAAGGAUGGUCUGUAUUUGGUGGUGCAAAAGUUGAGCAUAGAGAAUUAGGAGGCAACAAAUAUGUGGUCGCUUAUAGCAGAAACCAACCAUUUGAUAGUGUCUCCCAAAAGCUUCAUCUGCAAAAGAACAAGCUCUAUACCUUCUCCGCCUGGACACAAGUGAGUGAUGGAAACGUUCCAGUGUACGCCACAUUCAAGACAUCUAGUGGUACCAAAUUUGCUGGUGCAAUUGUUGCUGAGUCUAACUGCUGGUCCAUGUUGAAAGGAGGUCUCACUGUUGAUGCAUCAGGCCCUGCUGAACUCUACUUUGAGAGCAAGAACACAUCAGUUGAAAUAUGGGUUGAUAGCAUCUCACUGCAGCCAUUCACCCAACAAGAGUGGACGUCCCACCAAGACCAAAGCAUCAAGAAAGCACGUACGGCAAAGUUGAGUAUCAAAGCAGUUGAUAAACAAGGAAAUUCCCUGCCUAAUGCCACAAUCUCCAUCGAACAAAAGGCGUAUAGUUUCCCAUUCGGUUGUGCCAUUAACAACAACAUCCUCACUAACAUUGGCUACAGAAAUUGGUUUCUCUCAAAGGGUUUCAGAGUCACGGUAUUUGAGAAUGAAUUGAAGUGGUACAGCAUAGAGAAGUUUCAAGGCCAGGAGGACUAUUCCCAGGCAGAUCAAAUGGUUCGAUUCGCCAAAGACAACAAUAUAGCAGUCAGAGGACACAACAUUGUAUGGGAUGAUCCAAAGUAUCAAAUGGGAUGGGUCAGUUCACUCUCACCUAGUGAUCUUCUACAGGCUACCCAGAAAAGAGUAAACUCCGUAGUCUCAAGAUACAAAGGUCAGUUUAUUGGAUGGGAUGUUGUUAAUGAGAAUCUGCAUUUCAAUUUUUUCGAAAGCAAACUUGGCAGAAGUGCUUCACGGGCAAUCUUCAAUUUGGCUCAUAAUAUUGACGGAGCAACCACAUUCUUUAUGAAUGAAUAUAACACCAUUGAAGAGAGUGCAGAUAGUCAAUCAUCAUCGGCUCAAUAUCUUCAAAAACUCAGGGAAAUCCAAAUCAUUGGCCGGAAUAUUAAGAUGGGAAUUGGUUUGGAAGGUCAUUUUUCUACUCCAAACAUUCCUUACAUGAGAUCUUCUAUCGAUACCCUUGCUGCCACCGGACUGCCAAUUUGGCUCACAGAAAUAGAUAUUGAGAACUCUCCGCAACAGGCAAGUUACUUGGAGAUGGUUCUGAGAGAGGGAUACUCACACCCAAAAGUCAAUGGGAUUGUAAUGUGGGCGCCAUGGGAUCCAAAGGGAUGUUACAGGAUGUGUUUGACAGACAACAAUUUCAGAAACUUAGCCACAGGACACGUUGUCGAUAAGCUAUUGUACGAGUGGGGGGGUCGCAAGACAUUAUCUGCCAAAACAGAUGCUGGAGGUGUCUUUGAGACUUCAGUUCCUCAUGGAGAUUAUCAAGUUAAACUCACUCAUCCAACCUCAUUGGCUUCCUCUUUGUCUCGGAGCAUCAACGUUGUUUCAACAAAUUCAUCGGAGAAAACAACAUUGUUUCUCCAAAUUUAG